CAUAUGGCGGUCUUCACUAUAAUAAUAAUAUGACUUCUGAUGAGGAGAUGUGUCCUCCCAUUGCCUCUGUUUGGGCCAAUUGACAGCCACUGACACACAUGUAUACACGCCUUUCAAUUGGCUCCCAAACUCCAGUAGAUAAUCACUGAUAAGUCUUGGCUAUACUUAAGACCAGUAGAUAUGUUUCACUUGAUUUUGAUCCCGUGAUGUGACAACUCUUAAUCCAUAUUUACUCUAAUACUUAAAACAUCUUAAGAAUGGAUUUAAGUUUUGCCUCUUCUUCGGCGCCAUUUCCUCAUUACGAACAGUCAAAUCAUCGCUUCCACACCUAUCGGACCAGAUAUGACAGCUCGCCAUCCGUUCAAAUGUAUGGACAGACGGGUUAUUAUCCGAAGCAAAACUGGAUCCAAGAAUAUUCCUCUCCGCCUAUAAGUCCGGUCAAACAGUUCAACGCUUACGGACCAGAAGUCGAUUGCGAUAAUCACUACUUCGCCGCCGAAGAGCCAAAGAUAGAGCCGCUGUCCGAUCCCAACAACAACCAAACGGGCGGUGAAUGCGUGGAAAUGGUGACCAAAUAUAUCACAAACCGGACGACAGGAGUGGUCAGAGUUGUGAAGCGGAGAGUGACGGCCAACAAGAAGGAGAGACGAAGGACUCAGUCUAUAAACAGUGCGUUCGCUAAUCUGCGGGACUGUAUUCCCAACGUUCCCGCAGACACUAAACUCUCCAAAAUUAAAACAUUGCGUUUAGCGACGAGUUAUAUCACGUACUUAACGGCACUUCUCGACGGACCAAACGAUACCCGACUCAAGCUUAUGAAAGAAGGCUUUCGGGCAGACCUUCCCUCCACUCACAAGAGGAACAGUAGGGAUAGCUUUAAGGAAAUGGUCAAAAUAGGCGCUUCAUUGCCCUGCAAUUCACCCAAUAGUAUACAAUACAAGACAAAUGGAAAGACCAAAUGUAAAGUGAGGACGGGAUGGCCUCAAGCCGUAUGGGUUGAACAGCUUGAGCUCAAACAACACGACACUCAAUAAAUUGAUUUAUUUCUCGCCCACCAAAUCGUAUUACUCGUAAACAGUUAUUAUAUUACAUUAAAUCUAAUGUCUUGCUAUAAAUAUAAUUUUUCAAUACAAUUGCCCUAUAAAUACCUUUAAACACUUUAAUUGAUUGAUAUAAUUAUUAUCAUUAUUUAUAAAUAGUGAGUAUUAUAUUAUACAAUAUAUGUAACCGUGCAAUAUAUAUACUGUAUAUAGAUUUAUAUU
This is a messenger RNA of Medioppia subpectinata, 1262 nucleotides long. The record is from the annotation of a GenBank genome assembly. Lineage: Eukaryota; Metazoa; Arthropoda; Arachnida; Sarcoptiformes; Oppiidae.